Messenger RNA from Phytophthora infestans T30-4, 801 nucleotides. RefSeq lists its product as uncharacterized. The record is from RefSeq and is a predicted model, not a curated record. The coding region runs from base 1 to 801 and encodes 266 amino acids. Gene Ontology annotation, molecular function: nucleic acid binding. NCBI's taxonomy places the organism in Eukaryota, Oomycota, Peronosporomycetes, Peronosporales, Peronosporaceae. The transcript has 3 exons.
AUGGUGAACACCAUCGGGCAAGUGCUCAACUGGAGAGGAAUGGAGCCUGACGUACGAAAGCUCACGGGCAACUGCUUAGCGUGCUUGAAUGCAAAGCACCCGACGACUCGGUAUGGCAAGUUGCCGCCGAUGGCGGUCGAAGUAUGGCCGUGGUUUGUAGUUGACUCCAUCGGUCCCUACGGACGGAAAGGCUUCCGGGCACUAACAUGGGUCAUUGACACAGCGACGUGGAUGAUCGAGAUACUACCCCCUACGGACGCAACGAGCAUGGAGGAGGCGUACCUAGUGUACAGGUACUGGUUUGCAUGCUACUCCCGCUCAACACGCGGUAUCCACGAUGGUGGAAGCGACCACAGCGUCAUCGAACGUGUGCACAGAGUGAUCGGAGAGAAGACGAGGACAAAGAGCAUCAAUACACAACGCGAUUGGGCAAACUUCCUCAACGACACCAUGUUCGCCAUGAGAGCGUCCAACCACUCAAUGUUGAAGGCUUCACCGACGCAGUUGGCAUUCGGACGUGACACGCAGGUGUACCUUGCCCACGAAACAGAUUGGCAAGCGGAGCAUCAGCGCAAGGUAAACCAAGUACGAGCGCACAACGCUCAUCAAGUACUACUACGUCGUGAUGCUUGCGUUCAAAGCAAGAUGCAGCCUCUCUUCGACGGACCCUUUGAAGUAAUCGCUGCUCAAGAACACGGGACGUUUACCCUUGACAAGGUCCGAUACCUUGAGAAGGCAAACGUACGUCGUGUGCGACCCUGCAAGGCCAAGCGUGGAGGAUACUGUGAGCAGCCGCAGUAA